Molecule: messenger RNA, 2679 nt
Organism: Funneliformis mosseae
Lineage: Eukaryota; Fungi; Glomeromycota; Glomeromycetes; Glomerales; Glomeraceae
Source: the annotation of a GenBank genome assembly
AUGAACGAGGAAAUCGACGAGAUAGCGGUGGUAAAAGAAGAUAUCGAGGCAUACGAUGAUCGUCGAGGUAGUGGUCGGGAUAAAAGGAAUCGAGAUCGUGGAAGAAGCGGUUAUAUUGAAGUACAGGAACAGCCUGCAGAAGAUAGUCCCGAGAAAAGAUUGACAACUCUUUUGAUUAUUUUGGGUGACAAGAUGACACCAAAAGAAAUAACAACAAAUAUCGAAAAGGUUGCCAGUAUAUUAAAUAAUGAAUAUUCAAAACUUGAGAGUCACGUCCUGAAAACAAUAAAAAAUUGCUUCAUGGAAUUACCAAUGAAGGCUUAUAUUUAUGGUACCCUUGUUGGUCUUGUGAAUGUUACGCGAUCUGAAGUUGGGGCCAAGGUUGUGAAAAUGACUGCACAGACUUUACAACAAUGUUUGAAUGAAGGAAAUUGGCGUGGUGCAAAAUUAUCUGUAAGAUUUUCAUUUGUUUGGAAUUCUAAUGUUAAAACAACCAUGUUAGAUAUUUAUGAUGAUUUAUUAACGGUUCUCGAUGAACAAAAUUUGAAGAUAUCUCGCGCAGACACAAUUAUUUAUAUUGUUUUGGCUUCAUUACCUUAUGUAGCAACUAGACUUCGAGAAAGGUGCCCUGAUGUACUAGAAAACAUGUUGGCAAAAACCGAACGGUAUUUCUAUACUCGAGAACGAACUAUACUGGAUAUAGAUGGAUCUGUCGUUCGAAAAUCUAUCCAACCUUAUGUUGGAUCCAAUGUACCAUAUGAACAACAUGAUACGUUAGAGCUUUUAUGGACCCAAAUUCAAAAUUUGAAGCGUAAUGAUUGGGUGUGUCCAUGCCUUUUGAAACCUUGGUCGGAUUAUGACAGUGUACUCAUAACUGCAGAUCAACAUGAAGUUGAUAAAUUUGUAGUACCAGAACAAUUUGAUGGAAUGAAUAAUUCUCUACCAACUACCAUGUUCCGAAUUUUCGUUGGUUUUGAUGAUGAGCCUACAAUGAAACAGCCUGAUGUAACCGACAUAACAUACCUUGUAAUUAAUGAUGUUAUCGAAGAUAUUAUUGAUGUUAUGGAAGUAAAUCGUAAAGAGUGUGUAAAAUAUCUCAAGGAUCUUCCGUAUUGUUUUGUACCAGAAACUUUUGUUGGUAAAGAUACAACUAUUGCGGCAGUGAAAACUGAUAUUAAAGUGGAACUAGAAAUAAAAAGUGAAGCUGAAGAAGAAUCAUUUUCCAAUAAUUGGAAUAAUGAUAAUAAUGAUAAUAAUAAUGAUGAUAAUAAUAAUAAUAAUGAUGAUGAUAAUAAUGAAAAUAAUGAUAAAUCAAUAGAUACAGCUAGUUUAGAUCCAAAUCUUGCAAAUUAUCAUCUCGAACAGAUGAUCGUUGAGUCUAUAUUCAAGAAUAUCUUUCAAUUGCCACAUCCAAAACAUAAAUUCAUUUAUUAUCAUUCACUUUUAACCGAGAUUUGCAAGAGCAUGCACGAAACGUUCCCGCCUGCCAUAGGAAUUUUAUUCGAUCGUGUUGAUAUCAUGGAUGUAGAAUGCUGUUAUCGAUUCUGGAAUUGGUUUAGUCAUCAUCUUAGUAAUUUCAGUUUUAUAUGGAAUUGGAAAGAUUGGGAGAAUGCUUUAAAAUUAGAUCCAUUACACCCAAAAGUAUGUUUCUUACGAGAAACGUUCCAAAAGAUGGUACGCUAUAGUUAUUAUGAAAGGAUUAAAUCUACUAUUCCAGAUGAAUUUUCAGCGAUCUUUCCAAUAGAACCAUCCACUAAUUUUAAAUAUGAAGACUCAGCCCAUCCUUUACAUAGUUUGGCCGAGACUUUAUUAGGGAAAAUUCGUAAGAGGGCUUCUACUGAAGACGUACAAACAUAUUUUAAAGAGAUGUUAUCACCGGAAUUGUCUGCAGAGGAUAAAGAGCAAACUAUGCGUGAUAUAUUUAUUCAAUGCGUGCUUAUGCAAGGAUGUAAGAGCUUCAGUCACGUGCUUAAUGUUAUUGAGAGAUAUUUAUCAAUUCUUCAAUCCUUAAAUGAGACGGCAGAAAAUAAAGUACAUACAGUUAAAAUUGUUGCGGAAUUUUGGAAGAACAACACUCAGUUUUUGGGUAUUCUUCUUGAUAAAUUAUUAAAUUACCGAGUCAUUGACGCCAGUUCUAUAAUAACUUGGUUAUUUACGGACGAGAUGGAAAAAGAAGUUUCCAAGUCGUAUAUGUGGGAAAUUAUGAAGAAUACUAUAAAUAAAGUUAUAUCACGAGUCAAGCAAGUUCAAUACAAACUUGAAAGUUUGAUGAAUCCACCAGCAGAUUCUGGCAUCAUUGAUAUCACGAGUGAUUUGGAUAAAAAGGUUAACGCUGACGAAUUGCGAAAUAUUGAAAAUACGCUGAAUAACGUUACUAGGGAACAAAAAGAAGUUUUGUUGACCUUGGUUAAUUUAUUUGUUGAGAUGCUUAAUAAUAAAUUGAAAGAAUAUAAAGAACAAGGAGUUCAAGAUCCCAUGUCUAAGCUCUGGUUCUGGUGGGCGUAUGGAUUUUUCAAAGAAAUUGGACGAACUUAUCAACCACAGAUAUCGACGUUUAUAGUGACGUUGGAAACCAUUGUUGUUGUUCCAAAUAUGGAUCCAACUAUUUCAAAUAUAAUUGAAAUGAUUAAAGCAUUUGGACGUGUGAAAGGUGCCUCUAUUGUUGAAGAUUUGUCAUAA